AAGUUCUAAAAUAUCAUCUAGUUGACAAGAUGGAGUAAUAAAAUCCAUUAAGGAACAAAGAGAACAAAAGAAAGAUGUUGGCGAUACAGUAAUAGAUGCAUUACAAGAUUAAACUUUAAAAUAUAAAGUUAGAAUAUAUCUUCUGACUCAUCAAUUGAAACUCUAGACAAAAAAAGAAUGGAAGACAUUAGUUCAUUGGGCAUAGUGAAUACAUCGACGAUCUUUUUGAAAGCCAAUCUAGAAUAUUUACGAGGAAAUAACGCAGAAAGGCAAUACAAUUUUUGAAUUCUAAAAUGAAAGAAAAUUUAGAUUUUAAGUAUGUUGUAUAUGUUAACUACAAAUUAAAUUAAUGCAUUGUGUGGCGAAUCUUCUGCCGUUUUAUUUUACAAUAAUAUGGCAUGUUUGCAUCUUGCGAUGGGUAAGCCGACUUUGGCUUCUUCUUGUCUUCAGAGAGCUUUGCGUGCAAAUAAAAGUGCGUUGGAGAGCAUGCAAGUCAAAGAUACUGAUCCCUUAUCUUCUCAACCGUUAUAUACGCUCGGUGGUAAUAAACAUAAUGAGCUAAUGUACAGUUUAGGCGUAACAUUGUUGUACGCUGGUAAAGCGUCGAAAGCCUUUGAUUGCUUCACAGAAGUGGCACAGAGAGUACACAAUAAUCCUAAACUUUUGCUUAGAAUGGCAGAAUGUUGUAUCUACAAUCAUAAAUAUUCAAACGAAAUCGAUUUUGAUAUUUCAAAACGACGUAAAGAUUUAGUGCAAAAAAUUAUAGGUUCUGGUAUCCAUAGAAAAAUUAUAUUAGCCACAUCUCUCUCAAAAGAUGUUAGAUAUUAUUCCGAAGGUCUAUCCUAUGCAAUUCCACAGCCAACAUUAGAAUUUGGGUACUUGUGUCUAAAAAAUGCACUACUUUUACUACCGAACAAUAAUGAGCCGAAUGUACCUGUAACAACUAUGGCGAAUUCAGUACCAUUAUCAUUAACGUCUGGUCACAAUUUAGGUAUUCAACAUGCAGCAUUAAUAUCACGAGCUACAACUAUUGAAUCUUUUAAUUUAAAAAUUAGUAUCUUGACUGCUAGCGCUUAUGUUUCUUUAUGUCUUGGAGAUUAUAUACUUUCCUUGGAACAUGCAAAAACUCUGUUGAGCUUUAAUAAGUUACCCGGAGCAUAUAAAAUGUUAGGGAAUUUGUAUGCCGCUGAAAGUUUGAUAUUUAUGGACAAAAUCAGUGAAGCACUCGAGUAUCUCAAGCUAGAAAAUCUUCAAGAUUUAAAUAUAUUUAUAUCUGUGCCAGAAGUACAGGAGAAGGAUAAAGAAAAAGCGGAUGAAGUCAUGCUAAAGUCUAUAAAAGCGUGGUAUCCGACAACAGUUUCUACAGGCACUGCUGUGUUACGUUACAAUUUGGCUGUGGCUUAUGCUAUACGUGGUGAAUUGGACAAAUCUGGAGAAAUUUUAAAGCAAAUCUGGAUAUCAAAAGAACCAGACUGUGAUAUACCUAUACAAGUGAUAAUGUUAGCUUUGUACAUAGAACUACAAUUAGGUCAUGCAGAUAUUUCAAAAAUCAAUAAUAAAACAACAUUGUCCACAAUAUCGUUAGCGCAAUCAGGAUGUAUCAAGAUAUAUCAAUUGUGGUGUAUAAAUAUUUAAAUACUUUAAUUUUAUGUUAAACUUUUUUAUAUUUUUUUCAUGUAAUUGUAUUUUCAAAAAUACUUAAAAAUAAUUAUAAAGAAAAUAGUAAUUCAUAACAGUUCAGAGAAUUACUUCGUUUGGAGAUGAAUAGUUUAUGAAUUAACAUGAUUUCUAAUUUCAUUUUAUAUAAUUUUAUAGAAUAUAAUUUUAUAGAAAUACAGAAAAUAUAUAUGCGUGUACAUUACGUGCGUGCAUAUGCAUGCAAUAUAAUUUUAAUUGGUCAAAUGUCAUGUAAUAUAUACAUGUAAUAUAUACAUACAUAAUACAUUAUCCUAUAUCUUGUACCAGAUAAUUAAAUAAUAUAUUUUUGUUUUUUCAUUUCAUAUCUAAUUAUACGAUACGUUUUAUAUGUGCA
Pogonomyrmex barbatus (red harvester ant) is the source of this 2032-nucleotide messenger RNA. RefSeq names its product CCR4-NOT transcription complex subunit 10 (gene Not10). Gene Ontology annotation, cellular component: CCR4-NOT complex. NCBI's taxonomy places the organism in Eukaryota, Metazoa, Arthropoda, Insecta, Hymenoptera, Formicidae. Gene Ontology annotation, biological process: mRNA catabolic process; negative regulation of translation. The record is from RefSeq and is a predicted model, not a curated record. Gene Ontology annotation, molecular function: protein binding.